Telopea speciosissima is the source of this 774-nucleotide messenger RNA. Its product is annotated as co-chaperone protein p23-1-like. Gene Ontology annotation, cellular component: nucleus; cytosol. The transcript is spliced from 7 exons. The record is from RefSeq and is a predicted model, not a curated record. Gene Ontology annotation, molecular function: protein-folding chaperone binding; Hsp90 protein binding. Gene Ontology annotation, biological process: protein folding; chaperone-mediated protein complex assembly. Lineage: Eukaryota; Viridiplantae; Streptophyta; Magnoliopsida; Proteales; Proteaceae. The coding region runs from base 16 to 588 and encodes 190 amino acids.
UGUUCAUCAUAGAAGAUGGGUCCUGCCCAAAAGGAGAAUACUAUUAUAUUGAUCCGACAUCCAACUGUGAAGUGGGCACAAAGAUCUGACAAGAUCUACCUCACAGUUGAGUUGCCUGAUGCGAAAGAUGUGAAGGUUAAGCUUGAGCCUGAAGGAAGAUUCAUUUUCUCUGCCACAAAAGAUGGUAUACCAUAUGAAGUUGACAUUGAGUUAUAUGACAAGAUCAAUGUUGAGGAAAGUAAGGUUAGUAGUGGUGUAAGAAAUAUAGUCUACGUUAUAAAGAAAGCCGAGAAUAAAUGGUGGGGUAAGCUAGUCAAGCAAGAAGCAAAAUCUCCUGUGUUCCUCAAAGUGGAUUGGGAUAAGUGGGUUGAUGAGGAUGAGGAAAACGAGAAAGCUGGAAUGGACUUUGGUGACAUGGACUUCUCGAACUUAAACAUGGGUGGGGAUGAUUUUGAUAUGGAUAAACCAAAGGAUGAGAAAGAAGAAACAGAAGCAAAAGAAGAGGAGGAAACCAAAAGGAAGGAGAAGGGGGACCUUCUGCAGCGGCUGCUGAGGAGACUAAUGCUUGAUUGCAUUCCCCAAAGAUAAAUGUAGACCAAAAAAUUGCUGACAAUUACAGAGACACAGAAAUGAGUCUUUAUCUUGUGUCGAGGUUUGUAAUAUGCUGAACUAUAACUCAGUGUGUAGUUGAGAGUAAUGUAUGAAGGCUAUCUUUUUCUCAAAACUUUGUUGCACUUGCUAUUUUGAUCUUCUUAUUUCUGCAGCUAUUUGGCA